Molecule: messenger RNA, 1895 nt
Organism: Megalopta genalis
Lineage: Eukaryota; Metazoa; Arthropoda; Insecta; Hymenoptera; Halictidae
Product: 5-methylcytosine rRNA methyltransferase l(2)10685
Biological process (GO): rRNA methylation
Cellular component (GO): mitochondrial large ribosomal subunit
Molecular function (GO): RNA methyltransferase activity
Source: RefSeq, a predicted model, not a curated record
UUGCCGCCCUCAUAUUUCUGUAUUCAGUUUACUGGAACCUUCGCAUAACCUGAACAGAUUAUGAUUUAAAGGGUUGCGUAUUGUUGUAAAACAAUGGCGCGUUUAUUUGUUAAAUCGAAAUUUAGAAUAGUAACAACAUCCGUUAGGGACAAGCACGGUUCGACUCAUUGGGCUGUGCUUAGGAAACAGACAACUGCUAGAGAUAAAGCACUCGAUUACUUUGAUGAAUAUUAUGGACCACUUUAUGGGGAUCUAUGGACAAACAUGCGAGCUUCGUUACUUAUGAAAAGAAAUAAACAUGUAGCAGUGAUUAAUAAUUUUAGUGAUACAGAAAGGACACAUUCGGAGUUGAAAUCCAUGGGUGCAAUGCAUUUAAAGUCAGUAUAUGAUGUAUUUAAAGAAGAUGUAAUUAAACAAGAUAUUGAAUCUAUGAAGCCAAAAAAUGUACAGAAUCCCAUGAAUACUAUUAUACAGAACUCUGAAUUAUCAGACAUAGAAUCACUUUAUACUAAAGGAUGUACCGAUUCGUUGCAAUCAGUAAAAUUAGAAGAAGAUACUGAAUCAUUGAUUAGACUAGACGACGCAUUACAGCCUAUAAAAUUACAAUCUAUAGAACGAGAUUUAAACGAGAUUGAAAUAGAUACUAACCGUGUUAUUGAAUCGUCUUUCGACCAAUCUGUACUUCACGAGUACAUACCUGCUACAAAAUUGAAGGGUUUGGACGAUUAUGUGCUACAAUCCGAAUAUUAUACAUUUUAUAACAAAGCAGCUGAAUUCAAAGUAGAUAUUGUUAAAGAAUCUACUAUAUCAUUCCCAGAACACUUACACCCAUAUGCAUUUGAAAGAGGAAGCGAGGAGACAUUUCUAUUUCCUAGAAGAGGAUCUACUGGAGUUUCAGAUUAUUAUUUGUUCGAUGGUGCCUCCUUACUGCCUGUUUUAGCUCUUGAUAUCAAAUUGGGAGAUGUUGUUCUCGAUAUGUGUGCUGCACCAGGGGGUAAAUCCUUAGCUAUUGUUCAGACCCUUAUGCCACAUCUAUUGGUGGCUAAUGAUGUAUCAGAAUCUCGAGCAAAUAAAAUACGUACUGUUAUAACCCAGUAUCUGUUCAAUACCGGUAAGGAGAAAAUGAUUAUCGUAACAGAAAACGAUGCUCGAUUAAUCGAUGAGAAAGAUCUGUAUAAUAAGAUACUAGUUGACGUACCGUGCACGACGGACAGACAUUCGUUGCAUUCUAUCGAGAAUAAUAUUUUUAAAUCUACCAGGAUUAAGGAAAGACUACGCCUUCCAGAACUACAAUCUGAGAUUUUAACAAAUGCAUUAAAAUUAGUGAGCGUUGGAGGUAUUGUUGUUUAUUCAACAUGUGCUCUAAGUCCUGUUCAAAAUGACGGUGUUGUGCAUGUGGCAUUGAAAAAGGCCUGGGAAGAGACUAAUCAUAUUAUGGUUGUAAAGGACAUGACAGAAGCUUUAUUUCCGUUACGAUAUGUGUACGAAUUUGCAGAAAUAGGAACGAGAUACGGUCAUAUCGCUGUUCCCACGCUUGGUAAUAAUUGGGGUCCUAUGUAUUUUUGUAAAAUAGAACGAAUACGAUGAGCAAUUAUAUAACAUCCAAAAGUAAUUGUAUAAAAUGUACAUAAUAUUGUAAGUACGUAAUUAAUGACGUAAUAUUUAAAGUAGUAAUUGUAAAAUUUGAGUAUAGUAAAUCUAUAAGUCUUGUCAUGUAAAAACAGAUUAUCAGUGAUAAUCUUUUCUUUAAACAAUUUUUCAUUUCUCACACAAUAAUUGUUAAAGUGAAAUUUAUCUAUGUAAGUACAAAACCGGAAAAGUAAUACUGAACUUUAUGUGUGUCAAAAAUGAAACGAAACAAUUGAAUAAUAUUAUACACAUCCAACAAAAAUCUA